AAUUAAAAAAACAAAAAAACAGAAGAAGAAGAAGAAGAAGCGCGUCAAAUUUUGUACACAGGGCCACUCGAACGAUAGUUCCCAUUAUUGGAAACUUAAAGUACAAGGUCUGAAAGAAGCGUCGCGAAAAUGCCGCUCACGAUUACGGUCAUAACGGUGAACGGAUCUAAAUUUGAGCUUGAAGUGGAGAGCGAUGAUACUGUUGAGAGUUUAAAGCUUCGAAUAAAGGAGAAAGACGGAACUCCCCCCGAUCAACAGAGAAUUAUUUAUGGAGGCAGGGAGCUGAAGGAUGGUCACUGUCUCAGUGACUAUAAUAUCCAACACAGGUCCAUUGUAAAUGUAACUCUAAGACUGAGAGGAGGAUGGCUACCUGAGGAAGGUGAUAAAACCCGGAGCAGGGAAGAGCUGUCUAACUUUUAAGUAAUUUUAACAACACAGCAGAACAACAUCUCAGUGACACCAAGGGCCAGGUUGCUCAAGCGCCACUGAGGAGUAAUUUUAGCAUGACAAGGAAUCCUCAACCAAAAGCACAGAAGAAGUCCUCCAAUGAGUCUGUGAGGAAACGUCUGCUCAGUGGUGACGGGAGAAAAGUUUUUAAGACGGAGACCUGAGAGAAUGUGUUGUACUCAUCCCCCUGCACUGAAGAUGACAACUACUGCUGUGUACUGUGUAUUUGUAUUAACUGAUAUAACAGGUUAUUUGCUUGACCAGUUUCUCUGAAUUAUAAUGACCUCUGGAUCACCUGGAACUGUGACAGCGGUCACUACCUUUGGUCUCCAGUUCCUUAGACUGAAAGGAGUUAAUAACAAGCUGGACUUUGGGCUGCCAGUCUUGACUGGACUGUUGAAUUUUGGAUGGAUACCAAAGAAUCAGCGAAAUUUCAAACAUUUGUUUGUGGAUGAGUUCAACAGAUGUGUAUUAAGGUAACAAAAACAAGGCAACACAUCAGAUGAAUAUUGACCAGCACACAUCAGUGAAUUUAUUCUGUUUGACUUAUAUGUGAAGCUACAUUUCCUCCUGGAUCUUUUGAUUUGUUUUUGUAUUCAACAUAUGUCUAACAUUUCAAAUAAACUUCUUUCUCUUCUGGAGUCAGAGAGGAAACAAAUUAUAUUCAUAUCAGUAAUAAAAAACACUGAAGCCUGGUUAAUAUAACUCUUCAUCACGACCACUUUGGCUUCUGGAAUUACAGUUAUCUUACUAUAGCACAUUUAUUAUUUAGCACUUUAUAGUUUGUUUGUUUUUUCAACAGAUGCAGAGUGGGACAUUCACUCAACUUAACAGUUUGUUCUAACGAACCUGCAAAUUUACCCUUUUUAUUAUUUUCAAAAGUCUUCGAUCAUAUGUAAAAUGGAAAUAAAAAGAAAAUGCAUUGUUGAAAAAAAUCGAUGAAAACGUGUAAUGUUUAGAAGCUUAAUUAGAUUUAUUAGCUAAAAAACUUUUCAGAAAGAAAACCAGAGGGAAAUAUAAUAUUUGAUUUUCUGAAAAAAUGAGAUUGUACAGCUGAAUGAACUGACCUUAUUUUGUGUUCCAGGUUUACUCUCAGCAGUGAGAUAUUCUUUUUUAGGUUCAGUAUUUAUUCAUUUUCCAUAACAUGACGCCCCAAGUGAAUGCCCUUUGUUAAAAUAUCCCUUUAUAUUUCUGAUCUUCUCUUCCAUUCUUUCAGAGCCAGUUUAAAAUUCACUCAGGGACACUGCUGAGAGUAGUAUGGAAGUAGGUUAUAUAAAGCGUUCUGAUGAUGCAUUCGCUUUAUCAGUCAUGACACACUUCUCUCUGUCUGGUCCUGUAUUUGCGUGGUGUUGGAUCGAUAUCAGAUUUUUCAGUGGCACACACUCCAGCCUACAUGAGUGUGUCCAGCUGCAGAGCAGGAGGAGCAGGGCAAAGUGGUUCCAGGACAUGUCUGCUGUUUGUUGAAACUGAAGUAACACACUGGACUCAGAGGAGCAAAGCAAACUGAAGUAUCAAUAAUUUCGAUAAUGAUCAUGGUGAGCACACAUGUGGACGCUCAUGCAGUCCAGCUGUGUGUGCGAUUCAUGCAAUUUUUCAAAACCACAAUGUUGCUGUUAUCAUUAGAUUAGUGAGAUAUUAUCGGAUGAACUGUGCUCGCGGUGCUCUACAGUUUCAGUGCAAACAGGUUAAUAAACUGUUUUUACUGUCGGCUGAGGAACAGUGAUGUUAGCAUGUCCUGAUAAAUGAUGGCAGCUGAUGCUAUUUAUGAUUUUCUCCAGGAACUGGCAGAGUAUGUGAAAGUGACCCAGAAAGACUUGGAGCAAGAUGGCUUUUCCAAUAACCCGUUGUUUCAUGGGAUCAUCGCUGAGGUGCCAGAACAGCACAAAACCAAAGAAGGGCACACAAAGAUCGGCUAUGCACUUUACUUCUAUUCCUACAGCUCCUGGUCAGGCAGAGCCAUUUAUAUGGAGGACCUGUAUGUGAUGCCUGAGUUCAGAGGGAAAGGUGUCGGUAAAGCACUAAUGAGCAAGGUGGCACAGCUGGCUCUGGCUGCUGGUUGCCACCAGCUCAACUUCACCGUCCUGGACUGGAACAAACCAUCGAUGGACUUUUACCUCAGCCAGGGCAGCUUCGAUAUCACUGCUUCCAUGGGCUACCACUGCAUGCGCUGCGAGGGGGAGGCGCUGGAGCACCUGGCUCAACUUUAAC
This is a messenger RNA of Haplochromis burtoni (Burton's mouthbrooder), 2655 nucleotides long. Its product is annotated as thialysine N-epsilon-acetyltransferase. The record is from RefSeq and is a predicted model, not a curated record. Lineage: Eukaryota; Metazoa; Chordata; Actinopteri; Cichliformes; Cichlidae. Gene Ontology annotation, molecular function: N-acetyltransferase activity.